AACUCUAGAACUUGAACUACUGAAGGGUGUCCGGUUACACCACUCAAAACUCAGACCAAAAAAAAAAAAAUGAGCUCGAAGAAGCCUUUCCUGGUAGCCCUUCUGAUACAUGCUCUUUCUGCUGGUAUGAUCUUGCUGUCCAAGGCCGCCUUCAACGGCGGAAUGAACACCUUCGUCUUCGUCUUCUACCGUCAAGUCACCGGAGCUCUGUUGCUGGCCCCUUUGGCCAUAAUUCUUGAACGGAAAAGUCCUAAACCACUUUCGUUGGCAAUCUUCAGCAAGAUUUUCCUGCUGGCUCUAUUGGGGAUUACUUUCGCCUUGAACAUUUACGGUGUUGCUCUGGUUUACACAUCUGCAAGUUUGGGUUCUGCAACAAUUAAUUGCAUUCCCGUUAUAACUUUUGCCUUUGCAGUUUUACUUAGGAUGGAGAAGGUGAACGUGAGGAUGAUGCCAGGAAUUGUGAAGUUGGUUGGUAUAGCACUGUGCAUGGCUGGUGGGGUGAUUCUGGCCUUUUACGAAGGUCCUGGGUUGAAGCCUCCUUUCCAAGGCUACUCCCAUGUUCAUGACAGCAGCAACAAAGAUCACAAUGCCUCUUCUCACAAAAAUUGGGUUUUGGGUUGUUUCCUCUUGUUUGUUUCCACAGUUUGUUGGGCCUUGUGGCUUGUUCUCCAGGCUAAAGUUUUGAAAAAUUACCCUUCAAAGCUGUCCUUUACGACACUUCAAUGCCUGUCGAGCGCAGUUCAGUCAUUUUUUGUGGCUAUUCUUAUGGAGAGAGAUCCUAGCCAGUGGAAGCUGGGAUUCAAUGUUAGGCUACUCGCUAUAGUUUAUUGUGGAGUUAUUGUGAAUGGUGUGGCAUACUACUUACAAGCAUGGGUGCUUGCAGAGAAAGGGCCAGUUUUUCUGGCUGCGAUGACACCAGCAAACCUAGUGAUGACGAUCCUGGGUUCGGUUUUUUUCCUAGCGGAGGUUGUUAAUCUAGGAAGCAUUAUAGGUGCCAUAUUGUUGGUGAUAAGUCUGUACUGUGUUUUGUGGGGGAAGAGCAAAGAACAGAGCAUGGAUGAUUUGCCAGUUGGAGCAAAGAGUGAGAGUACAGUAGAUGUGAAAGUGGCAGCAGAGAGCAAUGGUACUGACCCACCCGCACCAUGACCAUAUCGGGCAUUAACUUCUCUUCCUUUAUAUACAAAAAUAAUGCAUACUUUAUGUGUCAAGAUCAACUUACACAAGAUACGAACAUGUUUUUCCCCUACUGGGCAUUUCUGAAAAUGCUUGUGGACAAGUUGCUGCAUUAUUCUUAAGAGCAAAAGGGUAUAUACUUGGUUCAACCAUUAGAGCAUGUUUCUAAUAUGUAUCCAGUAUUCCAGUUCUAUGUUCAGAAGAGAAAAUUAGGGAUGACAAUGGGAUGGGGACUUUGUAGUUUGUACCCAAUCUCUAUGGUAUCCCAUUCAUGGGGCAAGUAAUCUUAUUAUACAUGUACCUACCAAUUUUAUUGUUAAAAAUUAAAAUAGUUUAAAAAUCAAUACGACAAAAUACU
This is a messenger RNA of Rubroshorea leprosula, 1531 nucleotides long. NCBI's taxonomy places the organism in Eukaryota, Viridiplantae, Streptophyta, Magnoliopsida, Malvales, Dipterocarpaceae. The record is from the annotation of a GenBank genome assembly.